AUGCUUGUUCCCUUCUUUUUCUUACUUGGGCUCGCAGCAGGACAAGAUUUUGCCAUUACUGCUGCACCUACGUUUCUUUUCAAGCGACAACAGCGCAUCACUGAUUGCGAUGGAACGGAUCAUGCUCUGUGGACCUGCCCGAACGGGGAGUGCUACUGGGGCGAUGAUGGUUUUGUAGGAUGCUGCUCAGUAUCUAGUUGCGCUCCUCGGACCCGAUGCAUCGAGUAUGACGAUCUCGAAGACGAUAUAUGCGAUCACAACACUGGAGGAUGCGUUGUUUGCUCCAAAUCCGAAUCCCCAUUAUGCGUUUUCCUUACGAAUCUCGCCAUGAAGGAGUACGGCUAUUACUGUGAUACUUUACGCCGAACCGGGUCCAGCUCGUUCGAGUACGACCUGCCGAGCGGGGCGGUCAUCCGUACAAUCAAGGACACCCAGGAGCCACCAUUGACAACUCAAGAUGCGGAGACUGACUCUGACGAUACGGAUACCACUGACGACUUUACCAUCAAAGGCGAUACUGAAUCUGAGACCGGGACUGGGACUGACACUGGAGCUACUGCUACCGACGCAGAUGAUGCUACUUCAUCAAGGGGUACCAUCGAUCCAACUGCUACAGAUACAGCUGUAGCAGAUGAAAGUGAGCUCACUGAGACAAAGGGCAAGCUUAGGUCAGCCAUUGCAGCAGCUGCAGCCCUUGGAGCUAUCGUCGGAACCCUCAUCAUCCUGGCCAUUGCAUUCAUCUGGUACAGGAAGCGUACUAAACGUCAAGAACAUGCACAACCGACAAGCCAGCCUAUGGUACACUCUCAGCCGUCUUCUGUACCUGGGUACUCGCAUCAGUACUAUGAAACCGUCUCAAACCCACCUAGUGCAUCAGUGUCGCCGCCGAAUACAUCGUUUGGUGGAUCUGCUGCAGCACCUAGUCCAACUUCGAGGGCAGAUGAGCAGAUGCCUCACAUCCCAGAGCUUGGGCGUUAUCGUUACUAG
Messenger RNA from Fusarium falciforme, 987 nucleotides. RefSeq lists its product as hypothetical. Bases 1 to 987 code for a protein of 328 amino acids. The record is from RefSeq and is a predicted model, not a curated record. NCBI's taxonomy places the organism in Eukaryota, Fungi, Ascomycota, Sordariomycetes, Hypocreales, Nectriaceae. The transcript is spliced from 3 exons.